AUGUUGAUCGGUAUCAACUUCACGGAUCCGAUAUACCGUGGUGAAUAUCACGGCACUAAGCGUCACGAAGAUGAUUUCGAAGACGUCAUACAGCGAGCCGUCGAUGCUGGAUGCAAGAAGUUCAUGGUAACAGGUUCCGAUCUCGAGGAAUCCAAACAUGCUGUCGAAAUAGCGAAAGCGCACCCAGGGCUGUGCUAUGCAACGAUUGGUGUACAUCCUUGCUCAGCAAAACAGUUCGACACGCACCCUGGAGGCUCGUCUGAACUGCUCUCUGCGCUGAAAACCCUUGCGCUUGAGGCCAAGGAAGCAGGAUAUGCAGUUGCUUUUGGAGAGAUAGGUCUUGAUUAUGACCGCCUGUUUCUAACGCCAAAGGAGCCGCAGUUGAAGUACUUUGAGGCACAGCUGGCGAUUGCAAUUGAGGUCCAGCUACCACUGUUUUUACAUUCGCGAGCCGCGAGCGAAGACUUUGAGAAGCUCUUGACCGCGAAACUGGAUCAACUGCCGAAACGAGGUUUGGUUCAUAGCUUUACUGGCACAGCCGAGGAGAUGCAGCGUCUUGUUGGCUUGGGUUUUGACAUUGGAGUCAACGGAUGCAGCAUGAAAACUGACGAGAAUAUCGCGGUGGUUAAACAAAUACCGCUUGAGCGCCUGCAGAUUGAGACUGACGGUCCAUGGUGCGAGAUGCGACCCAGUCAUGCAUCAGCCAAGUAUUUGCAAGACGCGCCUCCGUUACCCAAGGCGGUCAAGAAGGAGAAGUUCGCCAAAGGUAUGAUGGUCAAGGGCCGCAACGAGCCGGCUACAAUACCACACGUGGCAUAUGCGAUUGCAAAGAUCAAGGAAGUUACCGUGGAGGAGGUCUGCGACGCUGCUUGGAAGAAUUCGGUCAAGAUGUUUGGACUUGGCAAAACGGCGUAA
Molecule: messenger RNA, 915 nt
Organism: Alternaria postmessia
Lineage: Eukaryota; Fungi; Ascomycota; Dothideomycetes; Pleosporales; Pleosporaceae
Exons: 4
Coding region: 1-915 (304 amino acids)
Cellular component (GO): cytosol
Molecular function (GO): 3'-5'-DNA exonuclease activity
Source: RefSeq, a predicted model, not a curated record